Aspergillus candidus is the source of this 1001-nucleotide messenger RNA. RefSeq lists its product as uncharacterized. The transcript has a single exon. The record is from RefSeq and is a predicted model, not a curated record. Bases 54 to 1001 code for a protein of 315 amino acids. NCBI's taxonomy places the organism in Eukaryota, Fungi, Ascomycota, Eurotiomycetes, Eurotiales, Aspergillaceae.
UUUCUGACCCGGCGAUGUAGGGAGAAAUUUCACAACCACCACACCAACCCAACAUGCUCCCGAUGCUCCUCCCUAUUGCCCUCCUCGCCCUUGGGGCACCCGCCGCACUGGCCAAGGCAUCCAACCCAGGACGCAUCGAGAUUGAUCUCGUCUUCCCUAAGGGCAAAACCACCUACAAUGAAAUGACCGUACCGCCGGUUGUGUUCGCGUUGCAGAACGCCCCGACCGCCGCCUUCUUCAGGUACACGAUCAACUGGGAAAUCAACGGGGAUCAGCCGUCAUUUUUCGCGUCCGGGAGUUUCGACUCCGACAGCUGGCAAAAGCAGUUCAACUAUACCGCGGGCGACGUGGGGAUUCUCGCCGACUCCACCUACUGGGGGGAGGACAUCAAGGCCGGAGAGUACACGCUCUCGUGGGAGUAUUCGACAACGACGUGCACAGACAGAGGGGACAGCAUACUGAUCAAAACGGGGAACGUGCGGACGGGGAGUGUAAGAUUUAGAAUCGUUGAGGACAGCAGCGGCACCGACGAGCUGUUCUCAGGCUGUCCGCAAUAUCUCGGGGCCAUCACGGCCAAGGAUCCCAGUGAUUCGUGCCCGGAGCUGGUUUCGGGGGAGGACGGAAAGCCGGACCCGUGCCAGGCGAAGGUGAACGAGAAGCAGAUUGCGUGUCUGGAGAGUUAUUUCAAGGGCGAGACGAAUAUGGAUAGCUGUACGGCGGCAUUUGACGACAUCAAGUCGGGGGACAAGGUGGAGUGGAAGUAUGCGAAGGAGGCGCGCAAGGCGGGUCGCCAUGCUGGGGAUGAUGAGCCGAUGGGUUCCAGUGCGGGUGGUAGCUCCUCUUCCAGUUCGACGAGUGACUCUGCGAGUGAAAAUACGAGCGAGAAUACGAAUCAAGGAGACGAUUCGGAUUCAGAUACGAGAAAGAAGUCGAUCGGUGCGGUGAUGCGACCGGGGCUGUCUGUGUUGGGGGCGAUCGUGAUAGCGGGGACUGUACUCUAA